AUGGGAACACCAGUGAUGGCUAGAAACUUUGACACGUUUCUCCUUGAACCGGGAAUCACUCCGCUGGGCUCGCCGACCGAACGUACCGGUGCCGGAAAUGCCUCACGACGAGACGGUUCAUCGCGUGUUACCAGAGCUGCAACUCCACAAACCCCUCCUCCGUUUCAGGAGAAUCCGCACGCACUCAAGGCUUCAAUGUUUGAGAAUGGCUUCGAUCUCAAGUUCCUGGUUAAGCACAAAUUGGAUGAGAAACUGGGCGGCUUUUUGUUAUUCCGAAUAAAGCGAAGAAUCUAUGCCUUAACUCUGAGACUAGCUACCGCUUUCUCGACGCGAGCGAAUGUCAAUCGUUGGAUCCAUUUGAAAGAAGAUGUUGAUACCCUCAGAACCAAAUACAGAAACGCAAAGAUAGAUAUCCUGGACCUUCAAACUGAUAUCGAACUCCUCAAUGACGGUGUCCCUCAAGAAGACGCUGACGAGCUUCGCCUGAAAAUUCAAGAACAGUCAACUACCAUUGCCAACCAACGAAUGAUAUGA
Rhinocladiella mackenziei CBS 650.93 is the source of this 534-nucleotide messenger RNA. RefSeq lists its product as uncharacterized. Bases 1 to 534 code for a protein of 177 amino acids. The transcript is spliced from 2 exons. NCBI's taxonomy places the organism in Eukaryota, Fungi, Ascomycota, Eurotiomycetes, Chaetothyriales, Herpotrichiellaceae. The record is from RefSeq and is a predicted model, not a curated record.